CAAAUGAUAAACUUCUGCAGAGUGAAGGCAUAGAAAUAGAUUCAUCUAGACUUGCUUUAAGAUGUGUGCUUUUGUGACUAACUCCAAUUUCUUGCACUUCUUUUGGACAUUUGCAUUAGGUUUAAGUAUCUGCAAUGUGGUUUUAACUCGAAUAACAAAGCGCUGCAUUACUAUAGAGGAGCAUCUUCUCAAACAAAUGCCGUGGACUCCACACUGCCUACAUCAUCCAGGAAGGGGUCCAUACGCAAACUGCAAUAUCACAGACCUGAGCACUGAUCUGUCACAGGUAGGCCUUGAGGUUAGAACCCUUUGUGUCUUUGGAGAUAUUACGAGCAUUCCUGCUAAAGCCUUUGCACACUUACCUUUUCUGGAGGUACUUCACAUAGAUGGAAUACGUCUGGAGAGAGUUCAGUCUGGUGCCUUUGAAGGACUCCCCAAUCUUAAGUAUCUGUCAAUACUUUUCAGUGAUGAUCUCUACAGAUUGGUCAAAAUGGAUAAUCGGUCAUUUGCUGGUCUGAAUAAUUUGGAGGAGUUGUCACUGACGGGUCUGAAGCUGCUCAACGGAUCCAGUGGUAUAUUUGACCCAUUGGUUAGUUUAAUCAGAUUAGACAUUGUCAGAACUUGCGCACAAGACCUUGGUGAAAUUUUCUGUCAUAUUUCAAAUGGAAUGACCCGUCUAAGACACCUGAAUGUAGAAGACAGUAAGAUUUCAACAAUUGAGAACAAAGGAUGUGCAGGGGGCUCAAAGACCUGGCCUUUGACUGCCCUUUCUGGAGUUCAAAAGCUGUAUCUAAUUGGGAACAAUAUUAAAUCCAUUCAAGCAAACUCCCUAAUUGUAUUCCAGAACCUCUCAAGUCUUUUUCUGGAGUUCGAGGGCAAGUCGCUAGGUAGCGUUUGGGAGUCUGGAGUUGGAAAAGUCAAUGAUUUGACUUUGACAGGGAAUGUAUUAAAAAAAUACUCAACAAACUUCAAAGAUCUGUGUCAUCUUGUAUCCAGUCUUUAUCCUCAAUCACUUAGCCUUGUUUAUACAUCAAUAGACAGACUAACUGCUGAGGACUUGAAGGACUGUGGGACUAAGUUGACAAAGUUAUUAAUCCAGAAUUCCAAAAUAGACCACUUGGACUUCAGGUUUUGGAAAAGUAAGCUGGAAAUGCAGGCCCUUCAAAUGGCCCACAUGAAGUUGACAGACGCUCCGUUUUGUUUUGUUGUGAACAGCACGGUGUGGUCCUUAACCUUGCUGGACCUCACUGGAAACUUAAUUACCAAUAUUGAUGGAGACCAGUUUGCAUGUAUGCCUUUUCUCGAGCAGCUCUAUCUGAGUCAGAAUUCCAUUAAAACCCUACAGCUGCAUGCAUUUCGAGGUUUGCUUCGACUCAAAAUCCUACAGCUUGACUCAAAUAAAAUCUCGCAGCUUUCUGCCAAUGAUUUCAAAUCCCUUCUGGCUUUAGAGGUUCUGCUGAUUAACGAUAACAUCAUUGAGGCUAUAGGGACUGGAACAUUUUGGGAACAGCGGGAGCUUCGUGAACUGUCAUUUGGUAGACUGGAAUAUGUUUAUGAGUUGCAUCUAGAGUACAUUUUUUUCGAAUUUCCACCAAAGUUACAGCGACUCAGCAUUGAUGCACAUUAUGGAACUAAUAUUUACAUUGGAAAUGCAUCACCGCCCAAUGGAACGUUUGCUCUGGAACUAAAUGGAGAGAGACUGAGUUUUGUGGGCUGUGAAAGUGAUGUUUUAAUGGCAGUCCGAGAGUUAAAAGUCAAUUGCACUUACUUCCUUUGCAGGAACAGUUUCAUGGCACCUUAUUUCCUAAACCUGGAAUCUCUGGAGAUCUCAGGAGGAGCUGAAAGGGCACCUCUCAAUUACGCUACAAUCAAUAAUCUUCACCGUCUCAAGCAUCUCAAACUCGUUAGGUUGAACUUCCCCAAUUACACAGAAUCUAGGAGUGCCUUCUGGAACCUAACUCAACUCCAGACCCUAGUGGUGGUAAACUGUCAUCUUACUUUCCUGACCAAGAGCAUGUUCAGAGACCUGACCUCUCUGCAGCUGUUGCGUCUCUACAGUGACAGUCCUCUGAUCUUGACUGAUGGUGUGUUUGGGGUUUUACCAGUGCUAAAAGCGUUCAUUCUGGACAGAGUAGAUUUCCAGUGCAGUUGUGAGAAUGGGUGGCUACUUGAUUGGGCAGACAGCACUGAAAAAGUGCAGGUUAUCUACUUGCAAAAGCAGCAGUGUGUCUGGCACUAUCAGAAACUCAACUUCUUGGCAACAAUGGAGAAGCUCUGCCAGACUGAUGCGCAGUACAUUUGCUAUGUAGCCACAGCCAGCAGCAUUAGUCUUCUGUUGUCGGCAGCCGUUGGAUAUCGCUUUGCUCGCUGGCCUUCAGUUGUCCUCUUCUUCCGCCUGAAAGGUUGGAUUGAGAGAAGGUUUGGUCGACGGUGGAAUAGGAGAAGAAGGAGAACGCAGGACGACUACGGAGAGAUUGAGGAGAUGCAGUAUGAUGCUUUUGUGUCUUUCUGUAGCCAGGAUGAGGCUUGGGUUUUAGGGGAAAUGGCUCCUCGGCUAGAGGAACAAGGUAACCCAAGACUGAGGCUGUGUCUGCACAACAGAGACUUUGAGGUGGGUAAAGAUAUCAUGGACAACAUCACGGACAGCAUCCACAACAGUCAGUGCACUGUUUGUCUGAUCAGCCGCCGGUAUCUGCGCAGUGACUGGUGCGGUCUGGAGAUGCGAGUGGCCACACACCGGCAGCUGGAAGAGCAGAAACACCGUCUCAUCCUCAUCUUCCUCCAACACAUCUCUCCUUUUGAGCUCUCUGCUUUUCAUCGUUUGGCAAAACUGGUCAGAUCCCGUACAUAUCUGGACUGGCCAGAGGAUGAAGGAGACCGAGAGCACUUCUGGGAUCGACUAAGGAGGAACAUUGCGGAAGAUUCAGAAGCUUCUUAAACUACCGGCAGGUUCCUGCUUAAUGACUGAACACUCAUUCAUUCAUUCAUUCAUUUUCUUUUGGCUUAUGUCAGGGGUCGCCAUAGUGGAAUGAACCGCCAACUAUCCCACCAAACGUUUUACGCAGCG
Molecule: messenger RNA, 3067 nt
Organism: Danio aesculapii
Lineage: Eukaryota; Metazoa; Chordata; Actinopteri; Cypriniformes; Danionidae
Product: toll-like receptor 13
Exons: 4
Coding region: 62-2938 (958 amino acids)
Biological process (GO): immune response; toll-like receptor signaling pathway; inflammatory response
Cellular component (GO): membrane
Molecular function (GO): protein binding; transmembrane signaling receptor activity
Source: RefSeq, a predicted model, not a curated record